Messenger RNA from Rhodamnia argentea, 1069 nucleotides. RefSeq names its product peroxidase P7-like. The transcript has 4 exons. NCBI's taxonomy places the organism in Eukaryota, Viridiplantae, Streptophyta, Magnoliopsida, Myrtales, Myrtaceae. The record is from RefSeq and is a predicted model, not a curated record. Gene Ontology annotation, molecular function: peroxidase activity; heme binding. Gene Ontology annotation, biological process: response to oxidative stress; hydrogen peroxide catabolic process. Bases 15 to 989 code for a protein of 324 amino acids.
UAAUGUGCUGAAAAAUGAAAAUGGCCUCGCCUUCUUCAUUUUCGAAGGCCAUUUUGGCUUUGGCUUGCGCUGUGCUCCUCGUCGGCGGCACAAGCGCUCAACUUUCGACCUUCUAUUACGGCGAAACUUGCCCCGUACUGUUCCCGACAGUGAAGCUGAUCGUGCAGGCGGCGAUUGCCCAAGAGGCCCGCAUGGGCGCCUCGCUCCUGCGCUUGUUUUUCCACGAUUGCUUCGUCAAUGGUUGCGACGGAUCGAACCUCUUGGAUGACACGCCAACUUUCACCGGAGAGAAAAACGCGGCCCCUAACAGAAAUUCCCUGCGAGGGUUCAACGUGGUGGACCAGAUUAAGUCCGCGGUGGAGCUAGUGUGCCCUGGCGUCGUCUCGUGUGCUGAUUUGCUGGCGAUUAUCGCCCGAGACGCCGUUGCAACACUGGGAGGGCCAGGGUGGGAUGUGAAGCUGGGACGGAGAGAUGCGAGGACGGCGAGCCAAGCGGCAGCUAACAACAACAUUCCUCCUCCAACUUCUGACCUCGACGCUCUCCUUUCAAGCUUCCAAAAUCACGGCCUUUCUCAAAAGGACCUCGUCGCUCUAUACGGAGCUCACACAAUUGGACAAGCGAGGUGCAUAAACUUCCGGGCCAGGAUCUACAACGAGAGCAACAUCGACGGCUCAUUUGCCGUAACAAUGAAAAGCAACUGCCCGAGCGUCUCCGGUGUCGGCGACAACAACCUGGCCGGGCUCGACUUCCAGAGCGCGACAUCAUUCGACAACACCUACUUCGUCAACCUCAUGGAGAAAAGAGGCCUCCUCCACUCCGACCAACAGCUCUUCAACGGCGGGUCCACCGACUCCCUCGUCAGCGCUUACGCGGUAAGCCAAGGCACCUUCUUCCAGGACUUUGUGGCCGCCAUGAUCAAUAUGGGCGACAUCGAGCCCCUCACCGGAUCCAACGGUGAGAUCAGGAAGAACUGUAGGAGGAUCAAUUAAUUGUUCGUGAAUUUGAUGUCUACGAUGCUCGUUUAUGUGGAGUUUCGAUAAUAAAAUUCUAUCGGAUCGACCUCUAUUUU